AUGACGACCCUUCUUGACAAUACUGGCUUGCCGCGUUGGGUUUAUAUACUUCUCAUCGUUGUCGGAUCGGUCCUCAUAUUGGUUACUAUUGCAAUCCUCCUGCGAUGCUGGUUCGUACGUCAAAGGGCCAAGACGCCCGAAUACAAUGGUCUCACCGGUGCCACCCGUCGGAUGACAGUAAGGCGCGGUAGGAUGGUCCCUACAUCUCAACACCUUUCCUUGACCGGAUCGAGGUUUGGUAUGCGACAAUUUGGACUACUCGCCGACAAUGAGUCUACUAUGACCGGCCGACGAAGUCCAUUCGAAUGGUGGAAUGGCAUGAUUGAUAGAUCUCAGUCUCGCCAAGAUAGCAUAUCCCAGAUGGAGGCAGGUUCAAUCUUUACUCGACCUUCCUCCAGAGCCACCACCAUCGCCACACGAAAGGAUUAUUUUGCACCAACCCCUACCACAAGAACACCGGAAAAGACCAAGGAGCCUUCUAUGAGGACAACUGAGCUCACCAUUCCUUCCCCAUCUCCUUCACCCACACCUUCGUCUCACCGACCAUCCAUAAAUUUCUCGAGGUCAUUUGCACAAAAAGUACCGUCUUCACCUCUUACCCAGCGUUCUCAACAUACCCUGUCACGCAUCGAAGAAAGCUCUCCGCCUACAACGGCUUUGAGUAACAGCCCUAAGCCUCCUAAUCGAUCUUCCUACUUUGCUGCUAUUCACCCUGUUGACAGCACCCCCCUCUCACGUCCCGUUCCUGAGAGCCGCCCAGCUACGACUUCUAAUCGAGAACCUUCAACCUCGAUAAUAUCUAGGGACCAGCCACUGUCAUCGCAAUCACCCCUGCCGUAUGACCAGGGGCGAAACAAUCCGACUUCCUUUUUGUUAGAACCCAUAUAUCAAGACUCUCGUCGCCUGAGUGGCCCCGCUUUGACAAGUUCACACUAUGUCGAAGAUAUCAAGGGCCAGCUACCGUUACCUCCACGACCAAAAACUUCUGGUGAUAGCGCAUCAAGGACGCCUAGGGGUCUAUCGCAAAACAAAAAUCAAAACUUAGUACCACCAAAGUUACCUAAGACGUUGGCCUUUCCCAAGCCAGUCAAGCAAACCACGUCGCGGCGGCAAGAAGUACCACAGAACAGCUCAAUGUAUCCACAGAUGGACCAAUCGACAUCGAAUCUAUCGAAGCGAGCAUCUACGGCUUCCCAAAAGGAUAGUGCAAAACCUACAUCCAAGUCUACUUCUCGAAAAUCGUCCAUGAGCAUCGGCCCCAGUGGAGUGGUUUAUGAGUCACAGCUGCCGGACUACUGGUCAUCAAGAACAGAUCUGCAAGAUCUGACAAGUACACUUGAUGUAAUAGGAUCGGAAUCUCGAGCUUCUUUCAAUAGCACCAGACGGAGCUUGAAGAACGUGGGAGCUGAAGGUGAGAGGGAUAAUAUAAUAGGGGUGGUGACAGUCCCCGGAAAAAAUAACAGAGUCUUACGGAAGAAAUCCCUAAGAAACUUGCAACCCCAGAAAGGCAGUCCAACAAAGUGA
Molecule: messenger RNA, 1524 nt
Organism: Exophiala bonariae
Lineage: Eukaryota; Fungi; Ascomycota; Eurotiomycetes; Chaetothyriales; Herpotrichiellaceae
Exons: 1
Coding region: 1-1524 (507 amino acids)
Source: RefSeq, a predicted model, not a curated record